AUGGAGAAGACAUUCAACGACUCGCUUCCUACCGGCGCCCAGCGCGACCAGGACAACCAGCAGCGCGCACAGCAGGGCGAGCCCCAGAUCCCCCAUGCUGCCGGCCGCGAACAGGUCGCUUCCAAGGAUCCCAAAGAAUACGACGUUCGUGGAGGUCCCGGAUCGGAGGGCAACAAGCCUGUUCAAGAGCCCACUAUCUAA
Molecule: messenger RNA, 201 nt
Organism: Moesziomyces antarcticus
Lineage: Eukaryota; Fungi; Basidiomycota; Ustilaginomycetes; Ustilaginales; Ustilaginaceae
Exons: 2
Coding region: 1-201 (66 amino acids)
Source: RefSeq, a predicted model, not a curated record